Molecule: messenger RNA, 2123 nt
Organism: Danio aesculapii
Lineage: Eukaryota; Metazoa; Chordata; Actinopteri; Cypriniformes; Danionidae
Gene: fkbp16
Product: FKBP prolyl isomerase 16
Exons: 9
Coding region: 404-1924 (506 amino acids)
Molecular function (GO): peptidyl-prolyl cis-trans isomerase activity; protein binding
Source: RefSeq, a predicted model, not a curated record
AUAGGAAAGCUUUUUCAUGUUCAUGGUGUUUGCAAUUCGUUCUGUCAAUAGAUUCAAUUUCCAUUUUGAUCUUUACGCUUUACUUACACUAUUUUAGCAUUUUAAAGUGUGGGAACAUCUCUCGAAACAACACGUUCCCUGCAAAACAUUCAUAAAAGGACUGUUUUACCAGUGCUGCGGGAGAUGGACUGGCUACAGAUGGGAUUUAUGUCAUGCGGAGAUGCAUGUCCAUGACAAUUCUAUUAGAGUCCAUGUGGACACCAUGCUUUAGAAAAUACUACACGCUGUUACUAAUGGAUGCAGGUGCUCAUCGGCUUGGCAGUUGAGCAGCAGCGACAUCAAUUUUUACAGACUUGGCGUUUAUCGUGUGCUUGGAAGAUAUUCAACACUUUUAGGAAAAUAAAUGGUAUCCUUAGCACCGUGUGGGGACAUGGAGCCAGAAGCUGGAGAUCCAGAGGAGACAACAUUGAAAACUGAGAUGUUUGAGAUAUCAGAAGAUCCGAAAAGUGAAGAAACUGUUUUGCAGCCCUGGGAGGAACCAAUAAUGGAGUUGCAGAAAAUGAAUAUCACUGAAAAGGAGAUCGAGAAGAAAAUAGCAGAAGUGGAUGAAGAAGGAAGUGAGGAAAGAGAUGAAAUGGAGAAUAAAGAGGCAGAUGAGAGCGAAGAAGAGUUUGCCGAAAGCUUUACAGAUGCUAAUGCCUCCACCAGUUACCCAACAAAUGAGCCCAAUACUUCAAAUACCCACAUCAGCCCUCCUAAAUCCAAUGAAUCAGACAUGGAGGACAGAGGAAAACUGUCUAAGACUCCCAGCUUUGGGAAAAUGGUUCGAUUUAAGGAAAUUGAAGCGGUGGAGGAAAGGGACACCUCAGACGACACUCUUUUUCCAGACUUUGACAUGGAAGAGUGGACCUCCAGCAGCUUUGAGGAACUUUUUCUGGCAGACGACUGGAAGGACAUUACAGAUGACUGUCUGCUAAAGAAGAAAGUGUUACAGGCCGGUGCCGAGAAUGCCCUGACCCCGGCUUGGGGUCAAGAGGUCGCACUGAAAAUGCAGGGUGUGCUUGAGGACAGGACUGUGGUGGAGAAAGACAGUAAACUGGUCUUCAUUAUCGGAGAGGGAGAUGUCACCCAGGCCCUGGAAGAGUGUGCCAUUUCAAUGAAGAAAGGGGAGAUCGCUUUACUUCUUGCAGAUUCACAAUACACCUAUGGACUCCUGGGAAGGGAGCCUGAUAUACCAGCCUGGGCACCUCUCCUGUAUCAGCUGCAGCUUCUCGACUUCAGAGAAAAGCCAGACCCUCUUUUACUGCCCGUCCCUGACCGCAUCCGCAUCGGCAACCAGAAACGAGAGCGAGGAAAUUUCUACUUCCAGAGGGAAGAGUUUAGCAAGGCAGUACAGGCUUACUGCAUGGCUCUAGAUGUGCUUACAACGCGCACAAACGAUGGUCAAAACUGUAUGGCCGAGGAAGAAGAAGAAGUGAACGAUUACCGAGUGAAAUGUCUGAAUAAUCUGGCAGCAGCACAGCUGAAGCUUGGACAUUUCGAUGAGGCGCUGCACACCAGUCAAGAUGUGCUGUUUCUGGAUCCCCAGAACGUCAAAGCAUUGUUCAGGAAAGGAAAGCUUUUAUCAGACAAGGGCGAGUAUGAGGAGGCCAUGGAGACCUUGAAGAAGGCUUUGAAACUGGAGCCGUCAACCAAGGCUAUUCAUGCUGAACUUUCCAAACUGGUAAAAAGACAGGCGGGGGAAAAUGAGACCCAGAACUGGCAAGCUAAACCAGCUCGAGUUUUCGGCGAAAACAUUGCGCCCUUUCUGACACCUCCUCCCAAAAAGAAGCCGUUUGGAAUUUCUUGGAAGUUUCUGCUCGGAGCUCUGGUGGUGGCAUUGGGCAGUUUAGUCACAUCUGUGGUCCUGACCGCACGGAACUAGCUCUGUCGACCUACUUGCAAAUUAACUACAAGUCUCACAAACUAACAUUCCGCAGAACUGCCAAGAGACGAAGGGAAAAAAUGCACUGAACUGUUUAAAGAACAGUUUGGGCAGCUCUACCGGUGGCACACCGACUUAAGCAAAGCAGAAUGUACCCACAGAAAAAAGGGCAAGGCAAAUGCAUUCCAAAAAUCUGCAA